Propithecus coquereli (Coquerel's sifaka) is the source of this 684-nucleotide messenger RNA. RefSeq names its product zinc finger, C2HC-type containing 1A (gene ZC2HC1A). NCBI's taxonomy places the organism in Eukaryota, Metazoa, Chordata, Mammalia, Primates, Indriidae. The transcript is spliced from 7 exons. The coding region runs from base 1 to 684 and encodes 227 amino acids. The record is from RefSeq and is a predicted model, not a curated record.
AUGGAGGGACUGGAAGAAAAUGGAAGUAUUGUCCAAGUUGGAGAAUUGUUACCUUGCAAGAUUUGUGGAAGAACAUUCUUUCCAGUAGCAUUAAAAAAACAUGGACCCAUUUGCCAGAAAACCGCCACUAAAAAACGGAAGACUUUUGAUUCAAGUAGACAAAGAGCUGAAGGAACUGAUAUUCCAACAGUAAAACCUCUUAAACCAAGGGAUCAAAAGUGGAGGCAUGACACAUUUCAAAACAAAACCUUGAAUGCUUCAGAACAUCACUACUACAGAGGUCUACCAAGAUACGAAAUAGCAUCUGGUGUGCCUUCAGGUAAAGUGUCCUCAGUUAGCAGCUCUUUGGGAAACAAACUUCAGACCUUAUCUCCCUCUCAUAAAGGGAUAGCAGCCCCUCAGGCAGGAACUAACAUUAAACCUCGAAAUUCCACACCACCCAGUUUGGCAAGAAAUCCUACUACAUCAAGUGUGCUUACAAGCAAAAGAAAAACAUAUACUGAGAGCUACAUAGCCAGACCAGAUGGAGACUAUGCAUCUUCACUUAAUGGUGGAAAUACUAAAAGCAUUGAAGGAAAUUCAUCUGGACACUUACCAAAGUUCUGCCAUGAGUGUGGGACUAAAUACCCUGUAGAAUGGGCCAAGUUCUGCUGUGAAUGUGGCAUUCGAAGAAUGAUUCUGUGA